AUGGCAUCUUCUUCCACCACACAACCAAGUGUUGAAAACAUGAAUGAGAAUUACAUGCAAGUUGGGCAAACCAAGGACGUUCUUUUGAAUCCAAGAGCUCCAUCUGAAAUUUCUGGCCUUCUUACUGCAAAUGAAGCUGAUACCAACAACAACCUUGGAGGUGGAGGAACAUCAUACUAUAAAUGUCCAAGUAACUGUACUUUUGAUGUCACAUGUGAUAGCACGACUCUUUGUUCUAACUGCAAUCGAGCUAUGAACAGCCUCACACGUUAUGUUGGAAAGAAAGUUGUUGAUGACAAUGUUGCGGUUCAAAAUGGUUUUGUAAAAGAUGUUGUAUCAUUCAUGGUGAUGGAUGAUUUGGUCAUUCAACCCAUGUCAACAAUAUCGAGCAUCACUUUGCUGAACAAGUUCAAUGUCAAAGAGGUUGGUACCUUGCAGGAGAAGAUUGUUGAAAUGGGGAUGGAUCAGGGCAUCAAGUUGCUUAAGGCUUCACUGCAAUCCAAGAUGGUCUUGACUAGUGUUUUCCUCAAGUAA
Molecule: messenger RNA, 534 nt
Organism: Vicia faba (fava bean)
Lineage: Eukaryota; Viridiplantae; Streptophyta; Magnoliopsida; Fabales; Fabaceae
Source: the annotation of a GenBank genome assembly